AUGAAAGCGGGGCCCCAUAUGGUAGCUUGUUUGCUGUUGCAUGGCAACGUGCAUUUCGAGAAGUGGCACCUUGCGAGCUUGGAUGACCGCUGCAGGGCCCAUCGUGUCAAUGUCGGACAAGAAACGACAUUUGGAGAAGGCAAUAGGGCCUGGACCAUAUCCAUGUGUCUUGACAGGCAGAACUUGACCCUCACAGUCUGGGUUGAAGAUGGCCAAGACCAGCUGGCUCAAGCUCGGACGCAGACUCGGAGCGUUCAAUCGGGGACCAAUUCUGGCUUCCGCUUGGGAUCGGCACUGAACGGAACUGCCGGUGGGCACGGAUUCUGUGGUUCCACUGGAAAUCAUGGCAAUUCGAUGGAUGGAUGCCACUGGUCCACAUGGUCCAAGAAGGCCCAAAACCUGGACCGGCUUGAAAGAACUAAGGGUCGGCUUGGUGUUGCAUUUGUAGACAGAGAGAUCAUCGAUGCAUUUCAGAUGCAACCCCAACGUUGA
Ostreobium quekettii is the source of this 492-nucleotide messenger RNA. NCBI's taxonomy places the organism in Eukaryota, Viridiplantae, Chlorophyta, Ulvophyceae, Bryopsidales, Ostreobiaceae. The record is from the annotation of a GenBank genome assembly.